UCCAUAGAUAGUCGUAAGGAACGAUUCAAAAAAAAAAAAAAAUUCAGUAAAUCAAAUCAUUUUUUUACAAAAAAAAAAAAAAAAUAAUUAUGUCAAAUAUAAAUAAAAAAUGGGAUUUUAAACAAAUUUUAAUUAUUAUUAUUGUUCACAUUGUUGGUCUUUAUGGAAUGUUUACAUUUCCGUAUUUUAAUAAAAAAUUAACUUUCAGUUGGAUGAUACUAUGUUACACAUUAACGGCACUUGGUGUAACAGGAGGUGCACACCGUUUAUGGUCACACAAUUCUUACAAAGCAAAGUGGCCUGUUCGAUUGUUACUUGCAAUUUUUUUCUACUCAAGUUGUCAGUUCACGUUAUUUAAUUGGGUGAGAUUUCAUCGUGCUCAUCAUAAGUAUACUGAAACUGAUGCUGAUCCAACAAAUACAAAACGUGGAUUUUUCUUUGCACAUAUAGGAUGGUUAAUGAUGGAAAAACAUCCGGAAUGCAUUGAAAAAAUGCGAAAACUUGAUAUGACUGAUAUUAAAACGGACAAAAUAAUUUAUUUCGGUGACAAAUAUUUCGGCUUUACAACAUUAAUAUGCGCAGUUAUUCUUCCAUCAGUGGUACCAAUAAUUUUUUGGAAUGAAACAUUGUAUUGGUCAAUUAUGAGUCAAGUUUUUAUGCGUCUUUUAUUAACUUCCCAUUCAGCAGCAAGUGGAAAUAGUUUCUUACAUAUGUGGGGAACUAAACCAUACAAUAGAAACAUAGAUUCAAUGAAUAAUAAAAUAAUCAACAUAUUUACACUUGGAGAUGGAUGGCACAAUUAUCAUCAUACAUUUCCAUGGGAUUAUAAAUCAGCUGAAUUUGGAUUUUAUCAAAUAAAUUUUAUCACUUUUUUUAUUGAAUCAUUUGCAAAAAUUGGAUGGACUUAUGAUCUUAAAGAAGCAUCGAGUGAAUUAAUUAAAAUGACUUGCGAAAGAAAAGGAGAUGGCAGUCAUCCAUUGUGGAAAACUGAGAUUCCUUAUUGUAUAAAAAAGAUAAUAAUUAUGAGAAUUAAAAAUUUGAUUUUUAAAAGGAUUUUAAUUAUUUUGUUAUUACAUAUUAUUGGUAUUUAUGGAAUUUUUACUUUUCCAUAUUUUAAUAAAAAAUUGACUUUUGGUUGGCUCAUAGUAUGUUACAUAUUAACGGCACUUGGAAUAACAGGAGGUGCACACCGUUUAUGGUCACACAAUUCUUACAAAGCAAAGUGGCCUGUUCGAUUGUUACUUGCAAUUUUUUUCUACUCAAGUCUUGAGUUCACGUUAUUUAAUUGGGUGAGAUUUCAUCGUGUUCAUCAUAAGUAUACAGACACAGAUGCUGAUCCUACAAAUACGAAACGUGGAUUUUUCUUUGCACAUAUAGGAUGGUUAAUGAUGAAAAUACAUCCGGAAUGUAUUAAAAAAAUGCAAGAACUUGAUAUGAGUGAUAUUAAAGCGGACAAAAUAAUUUAUUUCGGUGACAAAUAUUAUGGCUUAACAUCAUUAAUAUGCGCAAUUAUUCUUCCAUCAGUGGUACCAAUAAUUUUUUGGAAUGAAACAUUGUAUUGGUCAAUUAUGAGUCAAGUUUUUAUGCGUCUUUUAUUAGUAACCCAUGUAGCAGGAAUUUCAAAUAGCUUCUUACAUAUGUGGGGCACUCAACCAUACAAUAGAAACAUAGGCCCAAGAAAUAAUAGAAUAAUCAACAUAUUUACACUUGGAGAUGGAUGGCACAAUUAUCAUCAUACAUUUCCAUGGGAUUAUAAAUCAGCUGAAUAUGGACUUCAUCAAAUGAAUUUUCUCACUUUUUUUAUAGAAUCAUUUGCAAAAAUUGGAUGGACUUAUGAUCUUAAAGAAGCAUCGAGUGAAUUAAUUAAAAUGACUUGCAAAAGAAAAGGUGAUGGCAGUCAUCCAUUGUGGAAAACUGAGAUUCCUUAUUGUUCUAAUUAAUGGAUUUCAUCUUUCCAUUGUGGAAGUACCUUAAAACGAACUAAAUUUAGAGGUUAUAUUGCCUUUUUUCCAUUGUAGAUGUACGACCUAAAUUUUUAAAUUAUUGUGCCCUUGUUCCUUUUUGAAAAUACCCUAAUAUGAUCUAAAUUAGGAAGUUACAUUAUAUUACCUUCUUCAAAUUGUGGAAGUACCUUAAAAAACAAAACUCAAUUUUUAGAAUAUUGUGACCUCUUUUCAUUGUGGAAAUACCCUAAUAUGAGAUAAAUUUGGAUGUUACUUUGCCUUCUUUACAUUGUGGAAAUACCUUUAAAAGACCUAAAUUUGGAGGUUAUAUUGCCUUUCUUUCCAUUGUGGAAGUACCUUAACCUUCCAUCUUAAAAAACGAAAUUAAAUUUUUAGAAUAUUGUGCCCUCUUUUCAUUGUGGAAACACCUUUAAACAAACUAAAUUUGGUGGUUAUGUUUUCUUCUUUAUAUUGUGGAAAUACCUUAAAACAAACCUAAAUUUUUAUUGUGGCUUUUAUCCAUUGUGGAAAUACCCUAAAAUGACCUAUAUUCUAAGACUAUAUUAACUUCUUGACCUAUAUUUUGUGGUUAUGUUCGCCUUUAAAUAAUUUCAUUGUAGAAUUACCCUAAAUAACAGUUGUCUACAAAGAUUUUUUUUAUAUUAUAUAUUAUAAUAUUAUAUGUAAAUAUGAACUUAUAACUUCAAAAUAUUAAUAUAUUUAAAUAAUUUAUAAAAUC
Leptopilina boulardi is the source of this 2682-nucleotide messenger RNA. RefSeq lists its product as uncharacterized. Lineage: Eukaryota; Metazoa; Arthropoda; Insecta; Hymenoptera; Figitidae. Gene Ontology annotation, cellular component: endoplasmic reticulum membrane. The transcript has 10 exons. Gene Ontology annotation, biological process: unsaturated fatty acid biosynthetic process. Gene Ontology annotation, molecular function: stearoyl-CoA 9-desaturase activity; iron ion binding. Bases 90 to 1940 code for a protein of 616 amino acids. The record is from RefSeq and is a predicted model, not a curated record.